AUGACAAUAUACCAAGCUUCAGUCACAGCUCCUGUGAAUAUAGCGACAUUAAAAUAUUGGGGAAAAAGAAAUACAGAUUUAAAUUUACCAACAAAUUCAUCAAUAUCAGUAACAUUAUCAACAAAUGAUUUAAGAACUUUAACAACAGCAAGUUGUAGUUCUGAAUUUAAAGAAGAUAAAUUAUGGCUAAAUGGCAAAAUUGAAACUUUGGAAACAAAAAGAACUCAAUCAUGUUUAAAAGAUUUAAGAAAAUUAAGAUCUGAUUUAGAAGAAAAAGAUCAAAAUUUACCAAAAUUAUCUACGUUAAAUUUACAUAUUGUUUCUGAAAAUAAUUUUCCAACUGCUGCAGGAUUAGCAUCAUCAGCUGCAGGAUUUGCUGCAUUAAUUACUUCAAUUGCAAAAUUAUAUGAAUUAAAAGAAUCAAUGUCAGAAUUAAGUAAAAUUGCAAGAAAAGGAUCUGGUUCUGCAUGUAGAUCAUUAUUUGGAGGAUUUGUUGCAUGGGAAAUGGGGAAAGAUGAUGCUGGGGGUGAAGAUUCAAAAGCUGUUGAAAUUGCUCCUUUACUGCAUUGGUCAAGUUUAAAAGCUAUUAUAUUAGUUGUAAGUGAUGAUAAAAAAGAUAUUAGUUCAACUUCUGGUAUGCAAUUAACUGUACAAACUUCUGAUUUAUUUCAAUAUAGAAUUGACUAUGUGGUACCUAAAAGAUUCGUGGAGAUGAAAAAAGCCAUUUUAGAAAAAGAUUUCCCAACUUUUGCAACUUUAACAAUGAAAGAUUCAAAUCAAUUUCAUUCUGUUUGUUUAGAUUCUUAUCCUCCAAUUUUUUAUUUAAAUGAUACAAGUAAAAAAAUUAUAAAAUUAGUUGAAACAGAAAUAAACCAAAAAGAAAUUAUUGCUGCUUAUACUUUUGAUGCUGGUCCAAAUGCUGUUAUUUAUUAUGAUUCAAAAAAUGAAGACGUAAUUUUGGAAAAAAUUUAUAAAAAAUUUGGUUAUGUUGAUGGAUGGAAUAACCAUGAUAAAAAAUUUAAAUUUAAUGAAGAUGAAAAAAUUAAUGGAGUUUCUAAAGUCAUAUUAACUUCUAUUGGUGAAGGUCCAAAACAAGUUGAAGAAUCACUAAUUAAUGAUAAAGGACUACCAAAGUAG
Lodderomyces pseudojiufengensis is the source of this 1137-nucleotide messenger RNA. RefSeq names its product diphosphomevalonate decarboxylase (gene MVD). Lineage: Eukaryota; Fungi; Ascomycota; Pichiomycetes; Serinales; Debaryomycetaceae. The record is from RefSeq and is a predicted model, not a curated record. The transcript is spliced from 2 exons. The coding region runs from base 1 to 1137 and encodes 378 amino acids. Gene Ontology annotation, biological process: isoprenoid biosynthetic process; isopentenyl diphosphate biosynthetic process, mevalonate pathway. Gene Ontology annotation, cellular component: cytosol. Gene Ontology annotation, molecular function: ATP binding; diphosphomevalonate decarboxylase activity.